Messenger RNA from Carica papaya (papaya), 3872 nucleotides. The record is from RefSeq and is a predicted model, not a curated record. NCBI's taxonomy places the organism in Eukaryota, Viridiplantae, Streptophyta, Magnoliopsida, Brassicales, Caricaceae.
CUCCGUCCUCCUCUAUCCAACAACGAAGAAGGCCACCAUCAUCGUCGUCACCACCACGAUCAACUCUAAACCGACGCCGUUUAGCGCAAAGGAUCCAUUUCUUUCCUCACCUCUUUCACACUCUUCCCGUCUGGACACUUAAUAGACGAAUCCGGUUAUCUUACUUCGUAAGCAAACGUUGAAGUCGUCUCUCACAUAUUUCUUGGAUCAUUUUGUUUGUCUCAUUUUCUGGAGAAAAUUCGAGAUCAUUUGUUCACCGCGUUUAAUUCUUUUCUCUCCUUUACCAAGAAAAAUAUCGAUUUCAUUCUUAAUUGCGCGAAUUAGGGUUUCUCGUGCGGAACUGUGGUUCUGUAUCUGAACAGUGAGGAUCUUGGAUCGAAUCAGAGUUGAGUUUUGGGUAAUGAAUUCCUAUUGGUGGGUUAACUGGGGUUUUCGAGGAAGGUUUUAGGUAAUUAUAGGGUUUUAUGAUUGAAGGAAGACUCUGCUCGUGGGUGAUAAUUUGGUUUCAAUUGGUAUGAUUGGAUUUACCAAUAGUAUUAGGGUUUUGAUUCGAUUUAGAUGCUCCUUUGGAAGGUAAUAUGGGUUUUAUGAUGGUAGAUUGAUAAACAACAUGGUGCGACUUCUAGGACUAAGCCGGGGAGAAUCUGCUGAGUCGCCUAGGGAGAUCACUUCUCGCACUAAUCUCACCAGUGACUCUGGUGAGAACGGUUGGCUCAUCAGGUUCUUUGACUCAGCGUUCUUCUGUGAGUGGAUCGCAGUUAGCUAUCUAUAUAAGCAUGAGCACUCGGGGGUGCGGGAUUACCUAUGUAAUAGAAUGUAUACACUUCCCUUACAGGGAAUUGAGAGCUACUUGUUCCAAAUUUGUUACAUGAUGGUGCACAAGCCAAGCCCCUCUUUGGAUAAGUUUGUGAUAGAUGUGUGUUCCAAGUCGCUUAAGAUAGCACUGAAAGUGCAUUGGUUUCUAAUGGCAGAGCUUGAGGAUUCUGAUGAUAAUGAAGGCAUCAGCAGGAUUCAAGAGAAAUGUCAGAUUGCAGCUACGUUGAUGGGUGAGUGGCCACCACUUGUGCGGCCCCCAAAUGCACAUUCAAGCCCAGGAAGUAAGAACCAAGUUCUGAAUAGAUUAUUGUCCUCGAAACAGCGAUUGUUGUCACUAGCCUCCUCACCACCUUCUCAUAGGUCCUUAUCUUUCUCACCUUCAUCAGGGAGCAGUUUGCAAGAGGAUGUCAAUCAGAUACCUAACGAGGAGAAUAAGAUUUUCAAGAAAUUCAUUCCUAGUCCCAAGGUUAGAGAUGCAUUGCUGUUUAGGAAGUCAGUGGAGAAAGAUGAGGAAGAGAGUGAAAAGGAUGGGUUUUUCAAGAGGCUUUUGAAGGAUAGUAGAGGUGAGGAUGAGGAAUUGACAUCAAGUUCAGAGGGAUUCUUCAAGAGGCUUUUGAGGGAUAGUAAAGGUGAUGGUGAGGAACUGACAUCGAGCUCAGAUGGGUUCUUCAAGAGGCUUUUAAAGGAUAAUAAAGGUGAGGAUGAGGAGUUGACUGCGAGCUCAGAAGGAUUCUUUAAGAGGUUAUUUCGGGACAAGGGUGAAACUGAAGAUAAAGUUUCAAAAUCUGUGGAAGAUGAUGAGAAAGAAGGAUUCUUUAAAAAGUUUUUCAAAGAGAAAUUUGAAGAUAAGAAGGAUGUGAAUGAUAGGAAUGAGGACAACGAAAUAGUAACCUCUGAAGAGAGGUGUUCAAAAUCUGUUGAAGAUGAUGAAAAGGAGGGUUUUUUCAAAAAAAUUUUCAAGGAUAAAUUUGAGGACCGAAAAGAUGGGAAUGAUAAAAUCGAUGAUGGAAAUACAAAUGGCGAGGAAGAGGAAUCUUCAGAUUUUUCGUUGUUCAGAAGAUUAUUUCGAGUGCAUCCAGAGGAUAGUAAAACUACUGGAGCAAAUGAAAAUAUCAGUAAUGGUGGGUUGUUUGAAAGCAGUCCAGGGACGGAGAACUUUUUUCGCAAAUUGUUUAGAGAUCGCGAGCGUUCAGUUGAAGACUCUGAGCUUUUUGGUUUUAAAAAGCAUAAAGAGAAGCGUCCAGGUUCACCUAAACAACAGAAUGAAAACUCAACUACCAAGCCACCACUUCCCAUUAACACUCCAGCACAGUUUCGAAAGGGUGCUUAUCACGAGUCAUUGGAUUUUGUGCAAUCAUUGUGUGAGACAUCCUAUGGAUUGGUGGAUAUUUUUCCAAUUGAAGAUCGCAAGAUUGCUCUCAGAGAGUCGCUGGCGGAGAUCAACUUACAUGUAGCAGAAGCUCAAAGCAGCGGAGGGGUUUGCUUUCCAAUGGGAAAAGGGAUGUAUCGUGUGGUUCACAUUCCAGAAGAGGAAGCUGUUCUUUUGAAUUCUAGGGAAAAGGCACCUUAUCUCAUCUGUGUUGAGGUUUUGAAAAGUGAAAUGCCUGGUAAUGUGAAGGACACAUCUGGUGCUCAAAAGCUUUCUAGAGGAGGAAUUCCACUAGCAAAUGGUGAUGCAUUAUUGCCAAAGCCACCUCCAUGGGCUUAUCCAUUGUGGACUGCUCAGGAGGUAUAUCGUAAUAGUACUGAUCGCAUGUCGUUAUCUACUGCUCAAGCAAUUGACCAGGCAAUGACUCAUAAAUCAGAGGCAAAAGUGAAAUUUGUUAAUGUGAGUCUUUCUGUGGAGAAGCAAUCACCUGGCCGGCCUAAAAACAUUACUACAUCCAAAUCACAAACUGGCGUCCGUUGUGGUUGUCUGGAGCCUACACCAUCAAAGGCUUGUCAACGCACAGAUGGUAUAGCUCAUGGAUCAAGAUCAGCGCAUGGUAAUGAUUUGGAAUGGGUAAGGGUGGUGCUGACAGCUGAACCUGGACUUAGAAUGGGAGAUAUUGAAGAUCAAGGACCAACACGUAGGAAGGAACACCGCCGUGUUCCUAGUACAGUUGCCAUAGAGGAAGUAAAGGCUGCUGCAGCAAAAGGAGAAGCACCUCUGGGACUCCCUUUGAAAGGUGCUGGUCAGGAUUCAUCAGACGUGCAACCAAGGGCUAAUGGUAUAUUGAAAGCUGGUGAUGCAUUAUCUGGUGAACUUUGGGAGGUAAAGAAACAGAGGAUACGAAAAGCUUCAGUUUAUGGAAAGUUACCUGGUUGGGACUUGUGCUCUGUUAUUGUGAAGAGUGGUGAUGAUUGUAGGCAGGAGCAUCUUGCUGUGCAACUUAUCUCUCACUUUUAUGAUAUAUUCCAAGAAGCUGGUCUCCCUCUCUGGUUGCGACCGUACGAAGUCCUAGUUACAUCUUCUUAUACAGCUCUUAUUGAAACAAUUCCAGAUACUGCUUCACUACAUUCUAUUAAAAGCAGAUAUCCUAACAUCUUGAGUUUACGGGACUUCUUCAUUGCUAAGUAUCAAGAAAAUUCUCCUAGCUUUAAGCUUGCCCAGAGAAAUUUUGUGGAGAGUAUGGCUGGAUAUUCCUUGGUAUGCUACCUUCUACAGGUAAAGGAUCGUCAUAAUGGGAACCUCUUACUGGAUGAAGAAGGUCAUAUCAUACACAUUGACUUUGGCUUCAUGCUCUCAAAUUCACCUGGCGGUGUAAAUUUUGAGAGUGCACCAUUUAAAUUAACCCGCGAGCUUCUUGAAGUCAUGGAUUCUGAUGCUGAGGGAAUUCCAAGCGAAUUCUUUGAUUAUUUCAAGGUUUUAUGCAUUCAAGAUUUCUAACAUGUCGAGCAUGCAGAGCGCAUUAUUCUUUCUUGUUGAGAUGUUGCAGGACUCUGGUUUCCCAUGCUUUAAAGGUGGUCCGCGCACAAUACAGAACUUGAGAAAACGGUUCCAUCUAAGUUUGACAGAAGAGCAAUGUGUGUCCUUGGUGCUCUCUCUGAUCAGCAGCAGCUUAGAUGCAUGGCGG